GAGAAUUUCAUUAGAAAAAAAAGAUUGUAUAAAUCGUUGACCUUGAAUGUAAACACACCCAGCAUUUCAGUCAUUUUCAAAAGUGCUUUUUGCACCAGACCAUGGAAUAUGUUGUCAAUCAUUUCUGUUUAUUUUUGCAAUAAAUGUAAUAUAUUUGUCCUGAAAUAACAUAUAUCUAAAUAUGUUUAUUAUCAUGAGCGUGUGUUGGCACGAAAGCCCGCUCUUUUCCGCGCGCUCUCUCUCUCUCUCUCUCUCUCUUUCUUUCUCUCUCUCUCCGUGAAUGAACGCAACAGUUUACAAAUAAACCUUCUCAAAUCGCCCGCCUUCUGCGCUCCACUUCCUCAUUGGUCGCUGGUGCAGUUGCCACGGUGAUACUGUAGCAACGCCUAUUGGCACUCCUCCCUUUUGUCCAAUUAUGGCAGCCGCGUUGGUGUGUGUGAGCGCUGAUUGGCUGCGGCGCUGUUGUCGGUCAGGCGCGCGAUGUGAAGGCGCUCAGCUCAGCGCGUUUAUUUCAGAUUGUUUUGACGGAUUCGAGUAAACAGAUAAACAGCUAACGGUCGCUCAUCUGCGGACUGACGCACACAGACAGCGAUCUCCUCAGAGGAUGGUUGUGGACGGGUUCGGCCGCGGGAAGAGUCUCAGCGCGGCGGCGGCGCGGGGGAAUGUGGACGCGGUGCGGCGGAUGCUGCAGGAUCACCGGCUCCAACCGGACACGCUCAACGAGUUCGGGAAAACCGCACUGCAGGUGAUGAUGAUGGGCUGCACCAGUGUGGCUCGUGUGCUGCUGGACCACGGAGCUGACCCUAAUGUCCAGGACCGCUGUGGAGUGACCCCUGCACAUGAUGCGGCCCGCACCGGGUUCCUGGACACACUGAGGGUUCUGGUGGAGCACGGGGCCUCUGUUAACGUCCCUGACCACAGCGGAGCCCUGCCCCUCCACACGGCCGUCCGCGAGGGCCACAGGGACGUGGUGGAGUACCUGGCCCCGCUCUCUGACCUCGGGCACCGGGACGGUCGUGGGGUCACCGCUCUGGACGCGGCCCGGGACGCUCGCGCUUCGGAGAUGGUGGAGCUGUUAGAGCGUCUGAUGGGGACCAGUUCACACUGAAGAACUGUACGCCUCGACUCAUUAGCGGCUUGUACUUAAAUGAAUCUGUUGGAUGUUUUGAGUAGUUGGUAGUUGAACUCAUCACAUGUAGCACUGGUUUUGCACAGAGCGGAUCCGGGACGGCUCUCCUCGAGCGGGUCUGCAGGCACACCUGUAAAUAACACUUUAUUUGGUAUCUUACAAAACAUUUCUGUGCAGAAACUUGAACUGUUAACAGUUUUAUUCUUGUGAAAUUAUUUCUUGCCAUCCGCGCACUGAUGAAUUCUUGCUUUGCGUGUAAGUUUGCUCGGAUUAAUGUCUGUAAAUAACAUUUUAUGAAUUUAUUUGACUUAUUUAUUGAAGAAUUGUAUAUUAACGUUUGUUUACAGGGUAUUUCAGAUGUUAUUUAUUAAAGUGUUUAAUAAACUGAAAAAACUAA
Messenger RNA from Carassius carassius (crucian carp), 1526 nucleotides. It is a transcript of the gene cdkn2d, whose product is annotated as cyclin-dependent kinase inhibitor 2D (p19, inhibits CDK4). NCBI's taxonomy places the organism in Eukaryota, Metazoa, Chordata, Actinopteri, Cypriniformes, Cyprinidae. The record is from RefSeq and is a predicted model, not a curated record. Gene Ontology annotation, biological process: negative regulation of cell population proliferation; regulation of cyclin-dependent protein serine/threonine kinase activity. Bases 605 to 1108 code for a protein of 167 amino acids. Gene Ontology annotation, cellular component: nucleus. The transcript is spliced from 3 exons. Gene Ontology annotation, molecular function: protein kinase binding; cyclin-dependent protein serine/threonine kinase inhibitor activity.